UCUAGGCGCCAGGGGCAGCCAAUCAGCGAGCGCCCUGAGGCGGGGAACCAGGGGGAGGGGGGCGCCUUUAAGCCCGGCUCUGGCAAGACCAGCAACGGGAAAAAACAUAAAGUUUCCUCCGGUCGAAGAGGAGACCUCUCCGGCGGCAUCUCUUUUCCUGCUGUCGGAGGAGGAGGAGGAGGAAGAGGAAGAGGAGGAGGAGGAGGAGACCUCUCUCCUUGUGGGUCCUGCACUCGGGGGCAAACUCUUCCCCACUGAAGAAGGAGAAGGAAAAGAAGCAGUCUUGGGGAGCUGCUUUCUGUCGGUCUCCAAGGCUGCUCCAAGAUCCCUUCUCAAGCCUUGGGAAGCUUCUUUCUCUCGCUCUUUGGAAAGGCAACAUCUCCGAGGAGAGCGCACAGCGACAACCCUGGAUUCUGGGCUUGAUCUUGGCACGUUUGCCUCUCCAAACGGAUCUUUCUCCUCGGACACUAAGCUGCUCUCUGGAGCUUGAAGGCUGUUUCGAGACCUCUUUGGAAACUGGCCCUUUGGAAAGGAAAGCUCCACAACAGCACCGGAUUGGAGGCUUUACCUUUCCCUUUCUCUCCGAAGACUCUUUCCAAACUGGCUUUUCUCCUCUGAAGAAGAAGCCUUGCCCAGCCUCCCACGGGUGCUGCGAAAUCCCUUUCGGAAAGGAAACCUCCCCGAGGAGAGCGCUUCUCAACUCCAGCCCGGCGUGGGGCACUUUCUUUCGCCUUUCUGAACGGAUCUUUCUGCUUUGAAGGCGUCUGGGGAAGCCGGCAAGUACUUCAAGAUAUUCCAAACUGUUUCCUGUGAAUAACCCCCGGGAAACGGCUCCGAGGCUGCCGCAAAACCCCUUCCCAAUCCGGUCUUUGGGAAGGAAACACCCGCGAGGAGAGCGCAUGAGGGCGACAGCUUCGCGCUCGGAACUUGAGCUCGGUUUCAUCUUGGGACUCUCGCCUUCCCGAGCUUGUAUUUCUCCUUUGAAAGAAGCCUUGGGAAGCUGCUUUAUGUGUGGAAGAAACCUUAGAAAUCCGCUUUCCCGAAAGCACUGAUCUUUGGAAAGAGACGUUCCCAAGGCGAGCGUUUGGGACUCACUCUUCGGACUUCCCAAACUCAUUUUUCUCCUUGAAAGUAAGUCCUGGAAAGCUGUAUCCUCUGGGUCUAGAAAAGAUCGCUUUCCAAACUGAUUCCUUCCUUUUCUGAGGAAGUCUUGGGACGCUUCUUUCCCGGGGUGUCCCUCUCCGAAGUGGUUUUGGGGAGAUAAGUCUCUCAAGAGUGAUCUUUGGAAAGGGAGAACGCACAGCUCGCUCUUGGGACUUCCCAGUUUUCUCCUUGGAAAAAGGUCUUGGAAAGCUGUUUCCUCUGGGUCUGGAAAAGAUCCCUCUCCAAACGGAUCCCUUUCCUCUCUGAGGAAGCCUUGGGACGUUUCUUUCCCGGAGAGUCCCUUUCCAAAGUGUUUUUGGGGAAGAGAAGUCUCUCUUUGGAAAGGGACGUUCCCAAGGAGGGCGCACAGCUUGCUCUUGGGACUUCCCAGUUUUCUCCUUGGAAGAAGGUCCUGGAAAGUUGUUUCCUCAGGGUCUAGAAAAGAUCCCUUUCCAAACUGAUCCCGUUCCUCUCUGAGGAAGCCUUGGGGCACUUCUUUCCCGGGGUGUCCCCCUCCGAAGUGGUUUUGGGCGAGAGAAGAAGUCUCUCGAGGAGGAGCGCGCCGGGCUGAGCCGGGACUGCUUGAGGGGCUUGGCGAGGCCUCGCUCCCGUCCGGCCCCUCUUCCUCUUCCUCUCCUACUCCUUCCUCCCCGGGGGCCAUGUCGCUCCUGCCCUCCUUCGGCUUCACCCAGGAGCAAGUGGCCUGCGUGUGCGAGGUGCUGCAGCAGGGCGGCAACCUGGAGCGCCUGGGCCGCUUCCUCUGGUCGCUCCCGGCCUGCGACCACCUGCACAAGAACGAGAGCGUCCUCAAGGCCAAGGCCGUGGUGGCCUUCCACCGGGGCAACUUCCGCGAGCUCUACAAGAUCCUCGAGAGCCACCAGUUCUCGGCCCACAACCACCCCAAGCUCCAGCAGCUCUGGCUCAAGGCGCACUACGUGGAGGCCGAGAAGCUGCGCGGGAGGCCGCUGGGCGCCGUGGGCAAGUACCGCGUCCGGAGGAAGUUCCCGCUCCCGCGCACCAUCUGGGACGGCGAGGAGACCAGCUACUGCUUCAAGGAGAAGUCCCGCGGGGUCCUGCGCGAGUGGUACGCCCACAACCCCUACCCCUCGCCCCGGGAGAAGCGGGAGCUGGCCGAGGCCACCGGGCUGACCACCACCCAGGUCAGCAACUGGUUCAAGAACCGGCGGCAGCGCGACCGGGCCGCGGAGGCCAAGGAGAGGGAGAACACGGAGAACAACAGCGCGUCCACCAACAAGCCCAACCAGCUGUCUCCCUUGGGCGGGGGGGCGAAGGCGCUGCUGUCCAGCUCGGAGGAGGAGUUCUCCCCCCCGCAGAGCCCCGACCAGGCCUCCUCCUCGUCGUCGUCGCUGCUGCUGCUGCAGGGCGGGCUGGCCCACGCGCGGACCCCCUCCUCGGCCUACGCCCUGCCCGGCCUGCCCCCCGGGGCCCCGCCGCCGCCCCACGCCCUCCCGCCCCACCACCCGCACCAGCUCCAGGACUCGCUCCUCGGCCCGCUCACCUCCAGCCUCGUGGACCUGGGCUCAUAAUCCCGGCCGAGAUCCGCGUGGGAGGCUCCUGGCAGGCGGGGGUCUCGCCGGGAUUCCUUUUUUGUUAUGUUUUGCUUUCCCAGAGUUUACCAGGCGGUUCGGAAAAAGUGACUUUGGAAAACCAACAACCAACUCUUCUUGGUCUCUUUCUCUCCUCUCUCUCUGUCUCGAUUCAGUACAGGAUGGAAAACUCUUUGGACACAAACCUUCUCUCUUUCUUCAGAUCCACCUCCCUUACCUGCGGUCCUCUCUGGGGGCAUCCACACGGUGCAAUGGAAACGGUUUGAUAUCACUGCAUCUCCAAGGUGGAAUGAACGCCUUUUGACACCACUUGGCUCAAUGCUUUGGAAUCAUGAGUUCUAUUAUAAGGUCCUUCCGCGCCGCCAGAUAACCCAGAAUGUCAAGGCAGAUAAUUCACAAUGCCUGUUUCGGAUUAUCUGAGUCCACACUGUCAUAUAAUCCAAUGUGGAUUUUAUACUGCUGUGUGGAAGGGGCCUUAGUGGGGCACUAAAUCCAAAUAGCCACCAGGUUUCUGCUUAGGCCCCUUCCGCACUGCCAUAUAAUCCAGAAUAUCAAGGCAGAUAAUUCACAAUGCCUGUUUUGGAUUAUCUGAGUCCACACUGUCAUAUAAUCCAGUUCAAUGUGGAUUUUAUGCUGCUGUGUGGAAGGGGCCUUAGUGAGGCACUAAAUCCAAAUAGCCACCAGGUUUCUGCUUAAAACCCUUCCGCACUGCCAUAUAAUCCAGAAUAUCAAGGCAGAUAAUUCACAAUGCCUGUUUCGGAUUAUCUGAGUCCACACUGUCAUAUAAUCCAGUUCAAUGUGGAUUUUAUACUGCUGUGUGGAAGGGGCCUUAGUGGGGCACUAAAUCCAAAUAGCAACCAGGUUUCUGCUUAGGCCCCUUCCGCACUGCCAUAUAAUCCAGAAUAUCAAGGCAGAUAAUUCACAAUGCCUGUUUUGGAUUAUCUGAGUCCACACUGUCAUAUAAUCCAGUUCAAUGUGGAUUUUAUGCUGUUGUGUGGAAGGGGCCUUAGUGAGGCACUAAAUCCAAAUAGCCACCAGGUUUCUGCUUAAAACCCGCACUGCCAUAUAAUCCAGAAUAUCAAGGCAGAUAAUUCACAAUGCCUGUUUUGGAUUUUUUUUUUUCGUGUCAAGAGCAAAUUGAGUAACUGCAAGUUGCUUCUGGUGUGAGAGAAUUGGCCGUCUGCAAGGACGUUGCCC
This is a messenger RNA of Anolis carolinensis (green anole), 3908 nucleotides long. It is a transcript of the gene six1, whose product is annotated as SIX homeobox 1. NCBI's taxonomy places the organism in Eukaryota, Metazoa, Chordata, Lepidosauria, Squamata, Anolidae. The record is from RefSeq and is a predicted model, not a curated record. The coding region runs from base 1803 to 2690 and encodes 295 amino acids. Gene Ontology annotation, cellular component: nucleus; transcription regulator complex. The transcript has 2 exons. Gene Ontology annotation, molecular function: RNA polymerase II cis-regulatory region sequence-specific DNA binding; DNA-binding transcription factor activity, RNA polymerase II-specific. Gene Ontology annotation, biological process: regulation of skeletal muscle cell proliferation; skeletal muscle fiber development; regulation of transcription by RNA polymerase II.